AUGAAACGAACUAGCGAUGGCCAUCCUAUCAUAAUGAUGCAUCGAUGGAAACGAGCACCCUCGUCGUGCCAAGCUUGCCGCGAGAAGAAACGCCGCUGUGAUCGGACCCAGCCAUGUUCGAAUUGCAUGCAAAGGAGUAUCCCAUGCGAAUAUCCUGGGGAGAAUCCCGAGAGCUCGGAGCGAGAUGGUUCUCAAGUACUAGGCAUGGCUAGCUCGGGCCAAUCGAUGACUGCCCAGUCCCAUGCCCCUGCUACUGUGCAAACAACAGCUCCUGAUGACAAUCUUUUGAACAGAAUACAAAAACUCGAAGAGACUGUGUAUGGGAGAUCCAAUGCAGUUCGAGAAUUGAGCAGGGGAAUCUCGACAACGCUAAGAUCUCAUGCAAACACACCAUCCAUGCCGAGACUAUUUACCCCCUUCGCCUUGCAUCAUCAGUCGUUGCAAGAUGAUCAACCCGGCAUUCCCAAAGAACAGGCCGACAUGACUGAAGAAAUAAAGCAACUCCCCCCAAUAGGGCAAGCCAGGCAUAUGUUCGACCAUUUUGUUAAAACUCUUCAGCCGACAUUUGGAAUCUUGCAUAUACCAUCUACUCGAUCAAUAAUGGAACAGACGUACCAAGGCAUGCUCGAUGGUGAACAACCCAUGCCCACAAAUUUAAUGCUGCUGUUCAGCAUCUUCUCCGGAGCAGCCCUGGUAUGGUCGCCUCGGCUUCUGGAGAAUUUGAAUGCCACCCAAGACGAAGCAAGAGCGGCCUUCAAUAAUUACUGCCGGUUGGCUAUCUCCAUUUUGGAACAUCCGCUUGAGCCUGUGCAGCCAUCAACUACUGCCAUAGUGGCAAUUGCUACUCUCGCUCAUUUGCUGGCCAAUACAGUUGGAUACUCGGUCAAGAUUGGUCUGCUGCAAACCCGGUGUUUUUUGAUGACUCAAGCGCUGCAGAUUCAUCGCUUAGACACUGCGCAAGCCCAGGAAGAGCGAAGAGUCAAAGGUCCGAUAAUUUUGGAGGUCGGAUCGAUGGCUGACUAUCGCAGGCUCUCUUCCUUCUCUGGCCGGGCACAUGAAGGCACAUAUAUGUUCCAACCAAGGCACAUGAGAGUGAACUAUCCAAGCAACACCGACGAUGAGCUGCUUACGGCCAUUGGGAUUCAGCAGGAUCUCCCAUCGUCAGUUCCGACAGCAAUGUCAGGACCUCUUCAGCGAAUAAGGCUGGCGACGCUCUGCCGCGAAAUGGUUGAUGCCCUACCCUCGAUCCUGCUAGAUACUCAAGAACCCGAAUACGAGGUGAUACUCGCACUGGACAAGAAAUGUCAUGAAUGCUUCGAAAAAAUGCCAGACUUCUACCAAAUGAACUCUGAGAGCAUUCAAAGAAAUCAAGACAUCUGCAAAGAGCGACCAUACAUCACCUGGCAGCGAAUCAACUUUCACUUCAGCGUUCAUACACGGCUCUGCCGAUUACAUCGACACUACCAUCUUGAGGGCAUGACGAACCCCAAGUAUGCCUAUUCUCACAGCGCAUGCAUUCGCUCAGCCCAGGCCGUGUUGGAACUCAGACGUGCAAUGGAUGACAUCGACCCCGAAGAUGGAGGCUAUCCCGCGCGUUUCUGGCGAGUCGCCCAGCACGUCUUUCUCGCAGCGCUUAUCCUAGCAACGGAUGUCUCAUUCAACCCCAAUGCACCAGACGCCGAGGCUCGCAAGACCAAGGUCCUUGCAGCCUACAAGACCUUGGAGAAAUCCAAACAAGAGUCCGGAUCACUGAUCGAGGGCGUACAGAGAAAUAUGCAGACUCUCAUGUCAACGCUUCAAAAACAACAACCACGCAUAUCCACGUCGCAACCUAGAUAUCUAACAGGGAUGAAGCAGCUAUCUGUGGCGGCUCGCGAAACAGGGCUGAACAGCACGCUGACUAGUGGACCCGGUGAACUAUCCACGACCAAUGAAGUGGACCAGAGCUUGCAGAUGCAGUCUGGAUGCACACCAAGUGGAGGCUUGACAGAUGACAUUGGGGAGGAAGGUUGGCAGCAGCUCUGGUCCGACUUUGUGGCUGUCGCGCCAGAUCUAGACGUCCCACAGUGGAACUCCUUGUUGAACGAUAUCGAUUUUGGCUCAGGCUGGCUGGACGGCCCUGUAUAA
Penicillium antarcticum is the source of this 2127-nucleotide messenger RNA. RefSeq lists its product as uncharacterized. Bases 1 to 2127 code for a protein of 708 amino acids. The record is from RefSeq and is a predicted model, not a curated record. Gene Ontology annotation, molecular function: DNA-binding transcription factor activity, RNA polymerase II-specific; zinc ion binding. The transcript has 4 exons. Gene Ontology annotation, biological process: regulation of DNA-templated transcription. Lineage: Eukaryota; Fungi; Ascomycota; Eurotiomycetes; Eurotiales; Aspergillaceae.